This is a messenger RNA of Anastrepha ludens (Mexican fruit fly), 1617 nucleotides long. RefSeq lists its product as uncharacterized. The coding region runs from base 399 to 1616 and encodes 405 amino acids. The record is from RefSeq and is a predicted model, not a curated record. Lineage: Eukaryota; Metazoa; Arthropoda; Insecta; Diptera; Tephritidae. The transcript is spliced from 4 exons.
GCAACAAAGUAGCAGCAGCUUGCCAUCAAGUUACUCACUUACACACUCUGGCAAUCGAAAGAGAGCAUGCAUGAUCAAUUCCAAUUAACACCUUCAGCAGAAGCAAAAGAGGUUUAGAUGGAACUACUAAAUGCAGAACCAUAUUCCAGCUGUCGGCCGAUAUCUAGUGGUUCAACGCAGAAAAUCGGCAUUUACUUUCGUAAAUUCUUGCAGAGCGCACAUUUCGUAACGGCGCUGAUUGCUUGUGAAGUGAAGUUAUAUUUGUGGUUGUAAGGGAUAUAAAGGAAACUGUGGAAAAAGGGUUAAAGUGCAGAGAUAUAAGGCCAAAACGCUUAAACUAAAUAAAAGAAAAUUUGAAGACAAAAUUUUUGGAAAGUAAAUUUAAAUAAAAAACAAAAAUGACUUCAAUCACCUUAAUCGCCGGUUUGUUAACGCUUGGCAUUGUCGGUUAUGUGAUAUGUAAGGAUAUUGAUGAGUAUCCAACAGUAUUAUCAUUUCGAAAUUCAUUAGAAGCACCUAUCGCAUCAAUGACCACCACCACUGACAUGCUUCAAAAUCAUUCACAUUCGAGAUCUCGUAGAUGGUUUCCAUUUUACACGAUUGGACGUUUUGCUAAUGAUGUCUGCACGGGAGCUAAUCUGUUGGCCGGCACGUGCGUGGUUCGUGGCGAAUGUAGUGAUAAUGGCGGAGUGGCAGCUGGUAGCUGCAAUUCGGUUACUACUCAAGCUGUUUGUUGCAUAUACCAAAAAGGUUGCGGUUCCAGCACAAGCUACAACAAUACCUAUUUCUAUAACUCAGGUUACCCAGGCACUUACAGCGGUGGCGGACGCUGCUCAAUUGUUGUCUCACCAUGCGAUGCGAAUAUCUGCCAGCUCCGCAUUGAUUUCCUGUCGUUGUCUAUUGCUCCACCGAGUGGUGAUGGUUUCUGUCUAACGGAUACCCUUACUAUUACCGGUGGCGCUUCGCGUGUUCCCACGAUUUGUGGUGAAAAUAGUGGACAACAUGUUUACGUCGAUUUUAAUGGCGAAUCUCCAAUUACAAUUUCAGUGGCUACAUCUUCUGACUACACAUUCAAUCGGCAAUGGCAACUACAAAUCGCUCAAAUUGCUUGUGCAUCUGCAACACAAGGACCCUCUGGUUGCCUGCAAUACUACAUGGACACAAGCGGAACAGUAUCAAGUUUCAACUAUGACUCUGCCGCCAAUUCUCUAACAAACUCAAUUGGUGUUCCAGGCACCCGACAAAUCGCCAAUCAGCAGUAUGGCAUUUGCGUACGCAUGGGCGCAGGCAUGUGCUCAAUUACGUGGAGUCAAGUGAGCUCAGAUUCAUACUCAUUUACGCUAACUAAUGAUGUAGCCGUUGUGGAUCCAUCGCUGCUCGGCACAGCGACUGUACAAAGUCAAGAAUGCACAACUGAUUUUAUUAUCAUACCAAAUCCAACACAGAAUAGUGCCUCAUUGGCUAGCGAUCGUUUUUGUGGACUGGGGUUGGUGGACACAACGAGUUCGACUAAACCAUUUGUUCUUUAUACAGUGACGAACGAAAAUGAGGACUUGGACAUGUCAAAUCGAGGCUUUUAUUUGUCGUAUUCGCAGAAUGCGUGUCCUGUAGUCUAGC